Staurois parvus is the source of this 1460-nucleotide messenger RNA. The record is from the annotation of a GenBank genome assembly. NCBI's taxonomy places the organism in Eukaryota, Metazoa, Chordata, Amphibia, Anura, Ranidae.
AUGGAGAACGUGGAAGUUUUCAAUUCCGAAGCUAAGGGUCGAGGACUAAAAGCCACCCAAGAUUUUUGGGCUGGGGAUGUGAUCUUUGCAGAAACGGCCUACGCUGCAGUUGUGUUUGACAACCUCACAAACUGUGUGUGUCAUACAUGCUUCAAGAGGCAGGAGAAGCUCCAGCGUUGUGGACAAUGUAAAUUUGCUCAUUAUUGUGACCGCACUUGUCAGAAGGAGUCCUGGGUUAACCACAAACAUGAAUGUGCUGCCGUCAAGAAAGUUGGAAAAGCACCAAAUGAAAAUAUUCGGCUUGCAGCUAGAAUUUUAUGGCGGAUAGAGCGAGAAGGAGGAAGCCUCACCGAAGGAUGCUUAGUCUCUGUUGAUGACCUCCAAAGCCACCUUGAGAACUUUGACCAAGAGGAGAAGAGUGGACUUAUGGAAGAUGUUCAAAGCUUUCUUGAAUAUUGGCCAAGUCAGAGUAAACAGUUUGGAAUGCACUACGUCUCCCACAUCUUUGGAUUGAUAAGCUGCAAUGGAUUUACUUUAAGUGACCAAAGGGGUCUUCAAGCUGUCGGUGUUGGAAUUUUCCCAAAUCUCUGUCUAGUCAACCAUGAUUGCUGGCCUAACUGCACGGUUAUAUUCAACAACGGCAAUCAUGAGGCUGUAAAAUCAAUGUUUCAUACACAGAUGAGAAUUGAGCUUCGCGCUCUUGGAAAGAUCAACAAGGGAGAAGAACUCAGCGUGUCUUACGUAGAUUUCCUUAACCUCAGUGAAGAUAGAAAACAACAGCUGAAGAAACAGUACUAUUUUGACUGCACAUGUGAGCACUGCACCAAGAAAAUUAAAGAUGACCUGUUGCUAGAUGUCAAAGAUGGUGAACCUAAGCCUUCAGAAAGUGUCAUUAAGGAGGUUAUACAAUUCUCAAAGGAUGCGAUGGAAAAGAUCGAUAAAGCACGUUCUGAAGGGGCAUACCUGAGGUGAUUAAACUUUGCCGGGAAUGCCUGAAGAAGCAGGAACCAGUUCUAGCAGACACAAACAUUCACAUUCUGAGAAUUCUGAGCAUAGCUUCCGAAGUGUUCUCUUACCUGCAGAUGUUUGAGGAUGCUGCUGAGUAUGCUAAGAAGAUGAUAGAUGGAUACUUAAAAGUCUACCACCCAAACAAUGCCCAGCUUGGGAUGUCAGUGAUGAGGGCGGGAGUCACACACUGGCACGCUGGGCUCAUUGAAGUUGGGCACGGAAUGAUCUGCAAGGCCUACGCCAUUCUGCUGAUUACUCAUGGUCCCACACACCCCAUCACCAAAGAUCUGGAGGUGAUGAGGGGGCAGACAGAAAUGGAGCUCAGGAUGUUUCAGCAGAAUGAAUUUGUAUAUUACAAGAUGAGAGAAGCAGCUUUGUCCAACAAACCCAUGUGUGUCAUGAAAGAGCCCAGCAAUGACAACCAGACCACCAUCUACCAUAAAAAGCCCUAA